UAUACGUUUGGAAUGAAAGAAAAAGCAAAGUUCUUUUUUGGAAUUCGGCGAACAAGAUCUAAAAAUGAAACUGCUUGUGUUUGCUGUGGCAUUAUUGGCCGUGUCAGUGCAGUCUGUGCCGCUGACGACCCAUGACGUCUCUCUGACGUCAGAAGGGAACUCCGUCAACCCUCUGGUUCAGUUGUACAUAAACAUCAACAAGAGUAUCGCCAACCUCGUAGCUGUCGAAGGUUUGCCUGAAACUGAGCCUUCUCCUGUGGGUACACCGGUGUCAGUUGUAGAUACAAUUGAAGCAGAUAAGCCUAUCAUUAUAACUCCUGGCUUUGAAACUGCCCCCGGAAGCCCUGUAGCUCCUGUCGCUCCUGUGGUAGUCCCUGAAGUCCCAAGCCCAGUGGUUAUCGCGCCUGGAUUCGAAACUGCUCCUGGCGAUGCUCCAGUGGCCGUUUUCCCUGUAGGUGGACAAGAAACUCCAGUGGUCGUUGCCCCUGGAUUCGAAACUGCUCCCGGAAGCCCUGUAGGUCCUGUUGCACCUGUAGUAGUCCCUGAGACUCCAAGCCCUGUGGUUAUUGCUCCUGGAUUUGAAACUGCUCCUGGAAGUCCAGUCGCUCCCGUCGCUCCUGUAGUAGUCCCUGAGGUCCCAUCCCCAGCUGUCAUCGCCCCUGGCUUUGAAACUGCUCCUAUUGAGGCUCCGGUAGCGGUAUUCCCCGUAGGAGGACAAGAAAGUCCGGUAGUAAUUACACCUGGAUUUGAAACUCCCGCUGUUGAGACUCCAGUAGUGAUCGCCCCAGGAUUCGAAACUAACCCCGGAAGUCCCGUAGCACCUGUCGCUCCUGUGGUAAUUCCUGAAGUGCCAAACCCAGUGGUCAUAGUCCCUGGAUUCGAAACUCCCGCUGUUGAGACUCCAGUUGUGAUCGCACCGGGUUUUGAAACUGCUCCCGGAAGUCCUGUCGCUCCCGUCGCUCCUGUAGUAGUCCCUGAGGUCCCGAGCCCAGUGGUUGUUGCCCCUGGUUUCGAAACUGCCCCAGUUGAUGCUCCAGUAGCGGUAUUCCCCGUAGGAGGACAAGAAACCCCAGUUGUACCGGAGCCAGUGAAUGUCGUAGACACAGUUGGUCCUGUUGAAACUAACCCUGCGCCUGCUAUUACUAACAACUACUUCGUAAACGUCUACAACUUUAUCGUGGGCAAGGACUCCGCGGCUUCUACACUCUCAUACCUCCCUCAGCCCCUGCAACAGCUGUUCGCUCGCCGAUCGUAAAUGAGAUUGAAAUAAUGUGACUGUAAUAUCACCAACUCUGAGUUGUAAAUAAUUUGCAAUGUACAUAUAUACAAUAAACUUUGUACUUACAACCUAUACACAAACCAAAAGUCUCGUAUCGUUUUACUUAUCUGUGAUGAUCAUUUUUGAUGAUAAUUGCGAUUAAAUUCUAUCUAAUGA
Messenger RNA from Pectinophora gossypiella (pink bollworm), 1435 nucleotides. RefSeq lists its product as uncharacterized. The transcript is spliced from 2 exons. NCBI's taxonomy places the organism in Eukaryota, Metazoa, Arthropoda, Insecta, Lepidoptera, Gelechiidae. Bases 65 to 1255 code for a protein of 396 amino acids. The record is from RefSeq and is a predicted model, not a curated record.